Molecule: messenger RNA, 433 nt
Organism: Dermacentor silvarum
Lineage: Eukaryota; Metazoa; Arthropoda; Arachnida; Ixodida; Ixodidae
Product: neuropeptide-like protein 31
Exons: 2
Coding region: 65-370 (101 amino acids)
Source: RefSeq, a predicted model, not a curated record
CCACAGCUGUGCAAGCACCGUACUCGGAUACCACGCACCGCACCCCCACAGUGACAACGGAAACAUGAAGGCCCUCUUGUCGCUCCUGACUCUAUUCAUUGUUAUCGCUGUUGUGGCGGCUGGCUACGGCUAUGGGCAUGGCUAUGGUGGGUACGGAGGAUAUGGAGGCUACGGCGGCUACGGUGGUCUUGGCGGCUACGGUGGCUACGGGGGAUAUGGUGGAUACGGAGGCUACGGCGGCUACGGUGGAUAUGGCGGCUACGGUGGCUACGGCGGCUACGGUCACGGCGGUUAUGGUGGAUACGGUGGCUACGGUGGUUACGGAGGCUAUGGUGGCUAUGGAGGUUAUGGCCACGGAUACUACGGAUAGAUAUCACUGAAGAGUGUAUUUAUUUACUGUAAAUAAAGGUAACUAACAAUGGCUGCAAUUCUC